AAAAUCAAAGUGGGACUUGUUUCCCUGAAUGCAGUCUGAGAGGCGAAGGCAAAAUAUAGACGCACGCUGCGUUGCAGGUAUCGGUGGGUGCUGGAGUCGUCAAUCCUAUUCGAAGCUUCAAUCGUCGGUCCCCAUUGUGUAGGGAGGCAGCUAACUCUCAGGGAAAUCUCACUUGAGGCUUGGGUGUUUUUAUCUUUUGGCAGUGGUGAGAGUAAUUCAGUUGCAGAACGGAGAAAAGCCAAGAAAUCAGAGAAUAUGAGUGGAGGAGAAGAAGUUGUUAGUACUACAAAACAGAGGGAGCUAGAGCUUGAGAAAAGUCUAGAGUCCCAGCCAGACAAUCCUUGUCUCCAUUUUGAUCUGGGUUUCCUUCUAUGGGAGAAGGCAGCCAGCAGCACUGAAGGUGAAGAGAUCAGGGAGAAAGCUGCCGAGCAAUUUCUGAUAUCUGCAAAACUCAACCCUCAGAAUGGGGAUCCCUUUAAGUAUCUGGCUCAUUAUUAUGCCAACUUCUCAUGUGACCCGCAGAGGGCUCUGAAGUGCUACCAGCGAGCCAUUUCUCUCAACCCUGAUGAUUCUGAUGCUGGGGAAGCAAUGUGUGAACUACUGGAGGAAAGUGGAAAGGAGAACUUGGGGAUAGCUGUCUGCCGAGAAGCCACGGAGAAGUCACCCCGUGCCUUUUGGGCUUUCCGCAGAUUGGGUUACCUUCUGGUCCAUCAAAAAAAAUGGACUGAAGCAAUACCAAGUCUUCAGCAUGCUAUCCGAGGCUAUCCCACAUGUGCUGAUUUGUGGGAGGCCCUUGGUCUUUCCUACCAGCAGAUGGGUAUGUUCACUGCUGCUGUUAAGUCAUAUGGACGAGCUAUUGAGUUAGAUGAAUCAAGAGUUUUUGCAUUGGUUGAAAGUGGGAAUAUAUUUUUGAUACUUGGCAGCUUUAGGAAGGGAGUUGAGCAGUUCCGUCAAGCUUUACUAAUCUCACCUCUAAAUGUAUCUGCACAUUAUGGCCUUGCGUCUGCGCUUUUUUGUUUGGCAAAGGAGUGCGUAAGUUCAGGCGCAUUUAGAUGGGGAGCUUCAUUAUUAGAGGAGGCAUCUAAAGUGGCUAUAGCAUGUACAUCAUUAGCUGGUAAUAUUUCAUGCAUAUGGAAGCUGCAUGGAGACAUUCAGCUCAUGUAUGCAAAAUGUUUCCCAUGGAUUGAUGAAGGAUGGGGCUUACAAUCUGAUGAGAAAGCUUUCGCUAAUUCAGUCCAUUACUGGAAGAGAACCUGCUAUGUGGCUGCUAUGACAGCCUGUCGCUCUUAUCAAAGGGCUUUACAUAUCGCUCCUUGGCAGGCUAACAUGUAUACUGAUGUUGCUAUUGCAUCAGAGCUCAGUUUCACUUUGGAGGAGAGUGAUAAAGAUAAUUUAAAUGCUUGGUCUCUGCCUGAGAAGAUGUGCCUUGGGGGGUUAUUGCUUGAGGGUAGCAAUAAUGAGUUUUGGGUGGCUUUGGGAUGUUUAUCAGAUCAUGCAGUGUUGAAACAACAUGCUUUUAUAAGAGGCUUGCAGUUGGAUGUGUCUCUGGCUGUUGCAUGGGCAUACCUUGGGAAGCUGUAUAGGAAAGAGGGUGAACGACAAUUGGCACAACUUGCAUUUGAUCGUGCAAGAAGUAUUGAUCCUUCACUUCCGUUGCCAUGGGCUGGUAUGUCAGCUGAUGCUGACGCAAGGAAUCUGAAACAAGAUGAGGCAUAUGAGUGCUGUCUUCGAGCUGUUCAGAUUUUUCCUCUUGCUGAGUUUCAAACUGGUCUGACAAAGCUUGCUCUACAUUCUGGUAACCUGAAGUCCUCAGAGGUAUUUGGAGCCAUCCAGCAAGCAUUGCACCGUGCCCCGUGUUAUCCUGAAUCUCAUAACUUGAAAGGGCUAGUUUGUGAGGCAAGACAUGAUUAUCAAAGUGCUAUUGCAUCAUAUAGACUAGCCCGCUAUGCAGCUGGCAUAUUUGAUGAAAAAGAAUCAAAGACCUAUCUCAACCGUAUAUCAUCUAACCUAGCCAGAUCACUUUGUAGGGCUGGGAAUGCUAAUGAUGCUGUUGAUGAGUGUGAAUAUUUGGACAAAAGAGGUCUUCUUGAUCUAGAAGGUUUGCAGAUUUAUGCACUGUGCUUAUGGAAACUUGGAAAAAAUAAUCUGGCUUUAUCAGUGGCAAGAAAACUUGCCACAAAUGUUUCGUCUAUGGAUCAGUCAUUGGUGUCCACAUCUGUUAGUUUCAUCUGUAGAUUGCAAUAUCAGAUUUCGGGUCAGGAUGCUGCCAUUUUAAACUUAUUGAAACUCCCCAAGGGAUUAUCACAGACUUCAAAAGUUAUUCUCGUAGCAUCUGCUAUUCAUGCAUUAGAUCAUAAGAAUCAGCUUGAUUCAGUUAUUUCAAGUGCUCGCAACCUUAUUGCUUCAACUGAAGGGUCUGCUGCAAUGGAUUUUCUAGUGGCACUGGGUGAACUAUUGAAACAUGGAUCUAAAGGUUGCCUUGGGUUUAAGAAGGGACUUGGGUACUUGAAAAAAUCACUUCACAUGUCUCCCAAUAGUCACUUGAUAAGGAAUCUUCUUGGUUAUCUUUUGUUAUUAAGCAAGCAAUGGAAAGAUUUUCAUGCUUCAACUAGAUGCAUAAUCGUGAACCCUUCUGACCAUCCGAAUGAAGAUGAUAAAAAAUCUGCACUUGAGAUUUUUGGUGCAGAGGGAGUAGCUUGCCAUGCCUUCCAAUGCUGCAAAACAUCACUGACCACCUGCAGAGGGAAAUCUACAUCUGGAUGUUACACUAUGCAGCUGUUACAGAAGCAUUUGCAUCAAGAGCCAUGGAACCAAACUACACGGUACUUGCUCAUAGCUAACUAUUUUCAGAGGGCUCGCAAGGAGAGAUAUCCUCACUAUCUAUGUGUUGUGCUUGAUCGGCUAAUAGGUGUUGCCCUUUCUAAUGAACUGUAUUCAAGAAAGGACCCUUCUUUUCAGUAUCAGAAGUUCCAGCUCUUACUUAGUGCAGCUGAGGUCAGUUUGCAAUGUGGGAAUUAUUUUAACUGCAUAAAGAAUGCUACAAGUGCUUCAGAGCUAUCCAUACCCGAUCGCUAUAUCUUCUUUGCCCACUUACUUCUAUGCCGUGCAUAUGCUGUGGGAGAUAAUCCUGUUAAAUUGUCUGAAGAAUAUCUAAAAUGCUUGGAGCUUAAAAAUGGUUGCCAUAUUGGUUGGAUCUGCCUUAAGUUUCUUGAAUCUCAGUACAAACUACAGGCAGAUUCCACUGUGUUAGCGUUAAGAUUUGAGGAGUGCUCCAAAGAUGUAAAUACUUCAUGGAAUGUCUGGCUAGCUAUAUUCAGCUUAGUGCAAGGUCUAAGUGCAGUUUGGAUAGGAGAUUUCACAGGAGCAGAAGAAUAUCUUUCACAAGCUUGCUCGUUAGCCUGUGACGAGAGCUGCUUACUGCUUUGUCAUGGUGCUAUUUGUAUGGAGCUUGCCAGGCAGCAUUGUGAUUCAAAGUUUCUGUCACAUGCAAUUAGAAGUCUAAAGAAAGCUAAAGAUGCUACUCCAAUUCCAGUGCCUUUUAUCUCACUAUUGUUGGCACAAGCAGAAGCAAGCCUUGGCUCUGAAUCAAAGUGGGAGAAAAACCUUCAUGAGGAAUGGUCAUCUUGGCCACCAGAAAUGAAGCCUGCUGAACUCUUAUUCCAAAUGCAUUUGGUUUCAAGACAUUCACAAUGUGGUACUUAUGGCGAGUCAUCUUUGGAGCCUUGUGCAGAUUCCAUAAGACAGAUGCUCCAAGCUAUCCAUUUGAACCCAUCUUCUUCUAGGUACUGGAGAGUAUUGAGAAGUUCAUUAAGCAACUAACAAGCUAUCAUGUGAGAGGAGAGAGAAAGAAUAUGGGAUAUGGUGCGCUGUGAUAUUAACCUUAUGAAUUUUCUGCAGAGAAGAUAUAGUUUACUGUCUUCUCUAGUUCUCUCUUUUAAAUACACCCAAGUUUUUGGCUUAUAUGGCAUUUAUAAUUUAUUGCGGCUUUACUA
Messenger RNA from Ipomoea nil (Japanese morning glory), 3992 nucleotides. Its product is annotated as tetratricopeptide repeat protein SKI3. NCBI's taxonomy places the organism in Eukaryota, Viridiplantae, Streptophyta, Magnoliopsida, Solanales, Convolvulaceae. Gene Ontology annotation, cellular component: Ski complex. The record is from RefSeq and is a predicted model, not a curated record. Bases 256 to 3819 code for a protein of 1187 amino acids. Gene Ontology annotation, molecular function: protein binding. The transcript is spliced from 22 exons.